AUGCCAGCCCUUAUCAGCCGUCAAACCUCCACCACGGAGUCUAUCAACUCCGUUAAGAACGGCACCAAGGUGCCGCCCACCAGUUCCUGUGGCCUUCUCGUGAAUGCAGCCCGCAAGGGUAACGUCGAUAUUAUCAGGUUCCUGAUCUAUCUCGGUGCCGACGUCAAUGAAUACUACGACGGCGUCACCCCACUCCUCGCGGCAGCCAUAGCCGGCCAGGAAGCCGCCAUGAUCGAGCUCCUUCAGAAUGACGCGAGCCCCACAGCCCGUGAUAAGGAAGGCUGCACCAUUUUCAAGCUCCUCCUUGACAACCAUCACUACGAUAUCGCGGAGAUGUUGAUUAAGGAGUACCCCGAGCUCACCGUGACGGACCCGCGUCUGCCUAAAGGCGAGAAAUGGCUCCGGGAGCAGUUCAAAGAGAUCUCGGACAAUGUUAAAGACCCGAAGAGCAAGCCUAGCAAGGAGGUCCUGGAGUAUCUCAUUUCAGGUCAGCUCCCUCGUGAGGAGGGCCGCUCCGUCUCGGACGUCUACUGGGAGCAUAUCUUGCUGCGUUAUAUCGGGGAUGUUCCGCUGGAUAUCAAGCGGAACUACUCCCCCUCCCUGCGUCUGUCGCUGAUGGGCACUUUCGACAGAUUCUUCCUCGGACAUGAGGGCAUCAAGGAGUCGGCUAGGCUGCUUAACAGUAAGUUGCCUACUACUGCUUACACCAUCGAGGGCACCGUGGUGGAUGAAGAGGGGGGAUGGGUGACGGAGCGUUGGAGCUACCAUGAUGCCUAUGGCAUCGACGUGAGAGACGGUAUAGAUUCGUUCUUGAUUGAUAGUGACAAGGGAAAGAUCAUGGUGAAGAUGAUUAACUAUAACGUUGGAAAGAAGACUAAGUCUUAG
Molecule: messenger RNA, 885 nt
Organism: Aspergillus novofumigatus IBT 16806
Lineage: Eukaryota; Fungi; Ascomycota; Eurotiomycetes; Eurotiales; Aspergillaceae
Product: ankyrin repeat domain-containing protein
Exons: 1
Coding region: 1-885 (294 amino acids)
Molecular function (GO): protein binding
Source: RefSeq, a predicted model, not a curated record